Messenger RNA from Acanthisitta chloris (rifleman), 222 nucleotides. RefSeq names its product low molecular weight phosphotyrosine protein phosphatase-like. The transcript has 2 exons. Gene Ontology annotation, biological process: protein dephosphorylation. The record is from RefSeq and is a predicted model, not a curated record. The annotation marks the transcript as partial. Gene Ontology annotation, molecular function: protein tyrosine phosphatase activity. NCBI's taxonomy places the organism in Eukaryota, Metazoa, Chordata, Aves, Passeriformes, Acanthisittidae.
UCAGAAGUUUCACCUCGGUCUCUUGUUCCCGCAGGAAACAUUUGUCGCUCUCCGAUAGCUGAAGCAGUUUUUAGAAAACUCGUCACUGAUGAGAAGGUUGAUCAUAAGUGGAGGAUAGACAGUGCAGCGACAUCUGCCUAUGAAGUGGGAAGCCCUCCCAACUAUCGAGGACAGAAUUGCAUGAAGAAGCAUGGCAUUCCCAUGAAUCAUAUUGCCAGGCAG